This is a messenger RNA of Auanema sp. JU1783, 282 nucleotides long. Lineage: Eukaryota; Metazoa; Nematoda; Chromadorea; Rhabditida; Rhabditidae. The record is from the annotation of a GenBank genome assembly.
AUGCUCUGGAUAUUGAUCGUGUCUUUACCGAUCGCUCUUGCUGCGCACUUUCCUGACCCUCCAGUGUUUGCUGCCGUUCCAUCUUAUCCUUCAAUUUGCUAUCUCCCACCAGAUUCUGGACUUUGUGAUACUAAGGAGAAACCCGAACUACUAGUUAGAUAUUACUUCGAUUCAAUAUCUCAAAAGUGCUAUCCGUUUGGUGUUCAAGGAUGUGGAGGAAACGAGAACAGAUUCAAAGAUAUGCAAUCAUGUGAUAAGUAUUGCCAAUUGGAGACCAAGUAG